Messenger RNA from Arctia plantaginis, 1185 nucleotides. NCBI's taxonomy places the organism in Eukaryota, Metazoa, Arthropoda, Insecta, Lepidoptera, Erebidae. The record is from the annotation of a GenBank genome assembly.
AUGAUUGCAGGAGAGAGAGCGAAAGAGAGUAUCAGGGCAAAGUGUCUGCAGUACUUAGAUAGAGCUGAAAAACUUAAAGAGUACCUCAAGAAAGAUAAGAAGAAGAAACCAGUCAAAGAUGGAGAGUCAAAUUCCAAAAGCGAAGAUAAGAAAAGUGAUAGUGAUAGUGAUUCAGAUGAUCCAGAGAAAAAGAAACUUCAAGGAAAACUUGAAGGUGCUAUUGUUGUAGAAAAGCCCCAUGUCAAAUGGAGUGAUGUUGCUGGGUUAGAGGCAGCCAAAGAAGCCCUAAAAGAAGCUGUUAUUCUUCCUAUCAAAUUUCCUCAUCUGUUUACAGGCAAAAGGAUACCAUGGAAGGGGAUUCUACUUUUUGGACCACCUGGUACUGGUAAAUCUUACUUAGCGAAAGCAGUUGCUACUGAAGCAAAUAAUUCGACAUUUUUCUCCGUUUCAUCUUCUGACCUUGUUUCUAAGUGGCUUGGUGAGUCUGAAAAGUUAGUUAAAAACCUGUUUGAGCUAGCUCGGCAACACAAGCCCAGUAUCAUAUUUAUUGAUGAGGUUGACUCGCUCUGUUCAUCGCGUUCUGAUAACGAGUCUGAAUCCGCCCGACGUAUUAAGACCGAGUUCUUGGUCCAAAUGCAGGGUGUCGGCAACGAUAUGGAUGGAAUUUUAGUCCUCGGAGCAACAAAUAUCCCAUGGGUACUUGACGCGGCCAUUAGAAGACGUUUUGAGAAACGUAUUUACAUUGCCUUACCAGAAGAACAUGCUCGAUUAGACAUGUUUAAGUUACAUAUGGGAAAUACAACUCAUCAACUAACCGAGCAGGAUUUGAAAGUACUAGCUUCUAAAAGUGAAGGUUACUCAGGUGCAGAUAUAUGUAUUGUUGUCCGUGAUGCCUUGAUGCAGCCUGUACGUAAAGUACAAUCAGCUACACACUUUAAAAAGGUAACUGGGCCCAGUCCCACAGACCCCAGUGUUAUCUGCAAUGACCUUCUAACUCCGUGUUCUCCUGGUGAUCCAGGUGCUCUUGAAAUGACCUGGAUGGAAGUUCCAAGUGAUAAGUUGCAUGAGCCACCUGUUACUAUGCCUGAUAUGCUCCGGUCUCUGGCAAUAUCUAAGCCGACAGUUAACGACGACGAUAUGGUCAAACUCAGGAAGUUUAUGGAUGACUUUGGACAAGAAGGAUAA